AUCCCCACGCUUUUUGAAAAAAAGGUGGGGAUAUUGUGGUGAUCUCCGCCGUCCGUCCGUCCGUCUGUCCGUCCGUCUGUCCGUCCGUCCUGGCCACUAUCUCCUCCUACACUAAAAGCACUAGAACCUUGAAAUUUACACACAUGGUAGCUAUGAGCAUAUGUGCGACGGUGCACUAUUUGGAAUUUUGAUCUGACCCCUGGGUCAAAAGUUAUAGGGGUUGGGGUGGGGCCGCGUCAGAAAUUAUCACUCAUUUUUUUAGGUUAUUUUACAUUUACUUCUUUAUUUCUACACCGAUUCACUUCAAAUUGAUACUGGACCUCACCUAUGACAAUACGGUCAAUCUCAACCAUGCAUGGCCCCAUUCCCAACCCUGGGGCGCCCCGCCCACAUAGGCCACACCCACCAAAAAUUUCCAUUUACUAUAAUUUUUUCAUUUCUACACGGAUUCACUUCAAAUUGAUACUGAACUUUUGUUAUGACAUUAGGGUCAAUCUCAACUAUGCAUGGCCCCAAUCCCAACCCUGGGGCGCCCGCCCACAUAGGCCACACCCACCAAAAAAAUCCAUUUACUAUAAAAAAAAUUUAGGUUAUUUUACAUUAACUUCUUCAUUUCUACACUGAUUCACUUCAAAUUGAUACUGAACCUCUCUUAUGACAAAACGGUCAAACUCAACUAUGCAUGGCCCCGUUGCCAACCCUGGGGCGCCACGCCCACAUAGACCACACCCGCCCAAAAUUGCCUUUUACUAUAAUUUCUUCAUUAAUACACUGAUUCACUUCAAAUUGAUACUGAACCUCUCUUAUGACAAUACGGUCAAUCUCAACUAUGCAUGGCCCCAUUACCAACCCUGGGGCACCCCGCCCACAUAGGCCACACCCUCCCAAAAUUGCCUUUUACUAUAACUUCUUUAUUUUUACACCCAUUCACUUCUAAUUGAUACUGAACUUCUCUUAUGACAAUACAGUCAAUCUCAACUAUGCAUGGCCCCAUGAUCAACCCUGGGGCGCCCUUGGGUCAAACAUGCGGCGUGGGGAUACGCGUCGGCCUCUGCCGCGCCAUUUCUAGUUUAUUUUGUUUUGUAUCUAUAUCAUCUGCAGUCCUUUCAACGAAGUUUCAAAUGUUUUGGAGAAGCGUUUCAAGGUUGACUUGUAUCUUCCAAGAAGCGUGGUUGCCGCAUUAAACUACACAGAACUCAAAACGACGUUUGAAAUGGAGAUGUUUCCCCCCGAAGUUUGCUGUGCUGCUGUUGUUUACUGGUUACGAAGUACACGAGCGAAAACAGAAAAUUCACAAAUAUUAAAACAUGUCGCUGAUGGUGGUCUGUUGCUUCUUGAUCGUUUCAAAAGACCAGGAAAACACACUGACAUAUGUUCUGAAAGUUGGGAGAUGACGUCGAUUUUCAGCGCAGAGGUUGUUGAAAUUCUCUUCGACAUAAGUACUGGAGAUGAAAUAGUUACAUGGGGGCAUAUAGGUUUGAUAAGCAAUGUAUCGUGUGCUUUGAUGAAUGAAACUAACAAACACAAAAUAGAAGCUGCACAGGGUAGAGUGCGUUCGACUUUAUCAAAUAUCAUAAACUGGCUGAAUAAGCAGUCCCUCACAGAAGACAUGGCUGCAACCCUUAAAUUAUGGAACAAAGCUUUUAUUGAAACAGACGAGGACAAUAAAACUAUUGAUUUUUGGAAUGAAGAUGUUAGUUCCAACAUACAGAUGAAGAUAACCGAACAGGUCAUAAAAGAUGGUAUAGAAAUGAAUUUAAAAGAAAUGGGUACAGCAAAACUGAACCACCUUCGGAGAUUAUUUUCCGGAUUAUUUAGCAAGGCAUGGAAUGACAGUGUUGCAUCAGGCAAUUUCAUGUUGGAAUCGCUGUUGAAAUGGAAUCCAUUACGAUUAUUGAUAGCAAAUACAGCUCCAGGAAAAAACAGUGUACUUUUGGAAGGAGACUUGAAACACAAAAUGGAUAAUCUGAUAAAAAUGUUGCACGACACAUGGGACAGUAUUAAAAAAGGAAAUAUUCAAAUUGGCGCUCUGAAAAUGAUUUCAAAUCAUGUCGACGAAUUUUCAAACCUAUUAAGGAUGAUUGAUCCGGAAAUGCUUGGGUUACAGUUUGUUAUUCAAAGGCAGAUAGAGAAUCGCAUGUUAGCCCUGCAUUUAUUUGAAAAACAAGCGCAACAAAUGACAAUUUACGUUAACUUAUGUCAACACCUAAAAGUUGAUACUUCGGCAAUCGACGAUAUAUUACGGUUACAAACAGACGGUCUGGACAAGAAAAACCUCGAUGACAUUUGCAUUUUUAGUCCUGAGACUGCGGAAAUACAUGUGACAGCUUUCGAUUCAUGGAAAGAAGUAGUCGAUAUUUUGCCAACUCUUGAACAUCGCAACAAAGGUUACGUGUUUAAGAAAUUGUGGUGUUGUACUUGUUCGCGCGUUGGAAAUAACUGCACAACAGUCAAUGAUGUUCUGAAAGAAGUAUGGAUUGAUGUAGAGAAAAGAUGGCAGUUGUUUGGGGAACAGCUCAAAGAUGGAACUUUAACUUUUUACGAAUUUGUUGAGAUGUUUGGAUCUAUAAGUGAAGAAAAUGGCCAAAGACUUAACGAUGAAAUUACUCUUUUCAACAUAACGGACCAUGUUGCAACAACAAGAGUUGAUCAAUGGAGGAAGUAUACUCGAUUGACUGCAUGCGUCAAUGGAGCAGAGGCUAUUUUAGCAUUACAAACUCAAUACAAACUUGAGGGUGACUUUGAGGCGAUGCAGACAAUUGCUUCUCAUUCUGGGAAAAGAUUUAAAAUGAACGAGUUUGACGACAGCUUUGUAGCAACGUGCGAUAUCUUAAAAGAGGUAACUGCUAAACAAGCGAGUUGCAUUGAUGCAUUUGUGAAAUCCAAUCGACUUAUCAAAUGGCUAAAGAAAUCAAUAUCUGGACAACAGGAAUUGAAAGUUUUUGUGGAUUUAGCGCUUUUGUCAGCAGGCGAAGAACCUAUCAACAUCGCUAAAGUGCAAUGUUUAUAUUCUGCUGUGAUGGGAUACUCUCCACUUAUUUUCGAUCUGGAACAUGAUUGUGAUAUUAAACAGUUGUUGGAAAAAUGUCGGCUGGUUUGGAAAGAGCUUGAUACAAACACAAAACUUCCGGUACAACUGUAUGAUACGAAUCUGCAACUACCAUGGCUUAAGGAAAUCAAACGAACUCAUGGAUCUGUGGAAACAAGUUCUCUAAUGGACGCAGAAGCAAUAAAUACCGAUGGAAUAUACAUUGUUGGGAGUUUAGAAAAGAAUAUAGAAGAUGGAAUGAAAACUCAAAUUGUGCAACUAACAGUACCUGGCAUUGAAGGUGAACGGGAAUUAAAAAAGUAUAGCCUUUCGGAAUUGCAAGAUUUGCAAAGUCGGCUCAUGCUGGUUGCCGGUAAAGGAUUGCAAGACAAAAUAAAAACGGAAGUUGACGUGGAGACAUUCACUCUGGUGUUUGACAGUGUGUUACGUUUGGGAAAUGUGUAUAAUAAGCUUUGCGCCGCGGGAUGUGUACUUUUCUCAGAAUGGACUGCACGAUUCAUGUGUAACGAUGAUGUUAACAGACCCGUGUGUUUGGUCCUGUCAUUUGGAAAAGGAAACGGUGUUUGGAAACUGAAAGGUCGAAGAUCAGAGACGUCUUCAUUGAAAGAAAUGGUUCCUGCUAUUGCGAAGUUCAUGGAGAAGUGUUUAGACGACUGGUUAUUGUACAUCAAGACAAAACGAUCACAAUUUUACUACCUUAACUAUUUUACAGUUGAUCAACUUGUUUUACUACAGCGAGAACUUGUGAUCAUUGGUAACGAUAGCAAGUCCGAAUUAUUAUACCCGAUUUUAGCAACCGUAAAACAAGAUUGUAAUCAAGCUGAUUUAAAUGCUGCAAUAGAAAGCGCAAAAGAAGAGCAACUCAGCGCGGAAAAAAAGUGGAACGAUUGUAAAGAAAAGACUGAAAAUCAAAUACAAGCAAAUGAAAACGACAAAUUAAAAGCUAGUGUAAUCUGUGAACUUAUGGAUAUGAAUUAUAGCGAGAAAAUAGCGCGCAUGGCAUUAGAAAAUGUAGAUGAAAACAAUACUGAAACGAGUUUUUUGGAUCAAGAGCCUCUAAUUGAUGGUCUGCAAAACAUUUGGAACAUAUUUGUGGGCUCAAUAUCAUCGAAACUUCGUGACUUUAUAAGUCUCGAGUUUUUAGGAAUGAUUUUAAAUCACCUAUCUGAGCCAGAAACGAUGAAAAGAGAGCUUCCGUCAUACUUUCUUGAGGGACAACCUAAUCUGUUAAUAUGCCCAAAAGAUGACAUCCUAAAGGCUACAUUGACGAUUUACGAGCACGACAAAUCCAAGCCUUUGCCAAGCUCUGACGAGAUACUGAUAUGCCAUACAAAAACGUCACAGGAUGAGGUGGAUAUAUUUUGGCGUCGGGCAAUAUUUGGUAGCGGAGGGAAAAUAUAUUGUCUUGUUCAUGCUGAUUUACUGAACUACGAUGCUGGUGUCGCUACCCAGAAGACCUUAGAGCAAAAUAUACUCGAAGCGAAUGGAAUGGGAGUUCAAAGAUAUCGGCUAAUUAUUAUUUGUGGAUCGGAUAAUGAAUGUCGAUCUCCAUUUGUUGCUGCAUUGGAUAAAUACGUUCGCCACAUUGAAAUUGCCAGUCAUAAAGCUAUUAAAGAAUAUGUUACUUCAAAGAUGAUUGUACCUGCAACUAUAACACAAUCUGCUUCUUGCGUCGACUUUGAAAGGUCGUCUUCUAGAGUAAUAAAAUCAAGUCGCCCAGGAGUCGGAAAGACGUUGUAUAUAACAAAACGAUUUGAGGAGCUUAAGACAAAAUUCAACCAAAGCAAACAAUGUGUGACCACAAAACUAGUGUAUAUUCCAUUACAAGAAAAACAAAUAGACAUAGACGAGUUUAUGAACGGCUUACUUGAUCACACAUCAACUAACGGCACAGACAUAGCAACGCUAUUUCAUAUAGACAUCUCAUGUGAGGUCAUUGAAGGAAUAGAUUACCUUCUGUUUAAUCUCUUGAUACUGGGCUGUCUUACCGAUAGCAAAGGACUUGUGUGGAGACGACGCAUUGACGAUCUGUAUAUGAUUGAGACCAUACCAUCCAUGAGCUACGGCCAGAACAAGGAGCCUGAUUAUGUUCACACAAUGCUGGCGGUCUUACCGGAUGUAUUUUGUAAAUCUCCAAUCGAAAGUAUAUCUCUUCUCAACGGAAAUUCUGCUGGGACAGACAUCAACGAUCAAUUAUUCGGCGAAGAGCAGUUUCAGUCUGAGGCAUUUCAACGUACCUUUCAGUAUUUGAACAGACAAGACGGAAACAAACAUAUGAACGAUAUAGACCCGUCCGUUCCUGAAGGAUUACAACCUUUAUGUCUUGAAGUACUUUUACGACAUUGCGGUGUGAAAAAUCCUUCAUGGUCCGAACUCAAUCAUUUCGUUUGGUUCUUGAAUUUGCAACUUGUGGAUUUCAAACAAAGUCCCUUUGUUGGAACUGAGGCUGAAAAAUACUUGCCAGGGUUUGCUAAAUUUGUUCUGCGGUUUUUAAUAAAGAUGUCAAGGGACUUUUCCACGCGGUCGUUAAACCUUGGCGAAGAACCACAUAUCAUUAAACUCGCCGAAGAAGACACAUACGAUGAAAAUUCAUACAUUAAACAGUUUCAGAUGAAGAGAACAUGGGAGAGCAGUCCUCAUCCGUAUCUUUUUUUCAAUGCCGACCACAACUCCUUUACAUUCUUGGGAUUCUUUAUUGAUGAAAAUACGGGUAACCUAAUGGAUAUGCAGACCAAGGACGUACUGGAGACCGGCAUCAUGGACAUGCAUUUGUAUAGAGCUUUACAAGACAAUAAAGUGCCACUAAAAGAAAAUUUUGACAAAUUGACAAGGGAUGAACAAAUACACAAGAUGUGCAGAGUUAUAGGUGUUGAAAAUCCGUGUGAUCCGGACCCUACGUACGAACUGACAACUGACAAUGCCAAAAAAAUAAUGGCUAUAUAUAUGCGUUUCAGAUGUGACAUUCCUGUGAUUAUAAUGGGGGAAACUGGCUGCGGAAAAACACGACUGGUAAAGUUCAUGUGUGCUCUGCAGGCUCCAAAAGGUUCAUCUGUGAAAACAAUGAUUAUUAUGAAGGUACACGGAGGCACAACGAAAUAUGACAUAAAGCGAACAGUCAAGGAUGCAGAAGAAGUCGCAAAGACAAACGGACCAAAUAUAUAUACAGUUCUCUUCUUUGAUGAAGCAAAUACUACCGAAGCAGUUGGAGUUAUCAAAGAAAUAAUGUGCGAUAAAUCCAUUUGUGGACAACCUCUUAAAUUGUUUAAGAACCUAAAAAUGAUUGCGGCAUGUAAUCCAUAUCGAAAACAUCCUAAAGAACUGAUAAAAAAGCUGGAACAGGCUGGUCUUGGAUACCACGUGGAUGCAGACGAUACCUGCGAUAGACUGGGUCGUAUUCCAAUGAGACGUUUGGUGUAUAGGGUUCAACCGUUGCCACACAGUUUGCUGCCGAUGGUGUGGGACUUUGGUCAGCUUGACGAAAGUGUUGAGCAAUUAUAUAUUAAACAGAUGAUUAAGCAAUUGAUAAGAGUUGGUCAACUACCUACACUGAAACAUCUCAAAACGAUUUUAAGUUCUAUCCUUACCGCAUCACAAAAGUACAUGCGGGAUCAAAAGGACGAUUGCAGCUUCGUUUCGUUACGAGACGUCGAACGUGCUCUGAAUGUAAUGGUUUGGUUUUAUAGUAAAUCAAACGAAAACAGGCUUCUGUUCAAAUUAAUGGACACCAAAAUGAAAGACGGUGCAUUUAAAUAUGCCAGGGGUAUUGACGAUUUGACCAAGAGCUUGAUACUUGCACUUGGUGUGUGUUACCAUGCCUGUUUGCAAACGCGCCAGGAAUACCGUCAAUUCAUAGCACGAUUGUUUGUGAAGCCGUUCAAAAUACACGGAGAAUCACAUGCGAUUCUCGCCGUCAUAGAAUGUUGCCAAGAUGUUGUAAUUGAAAAUCUUUCGAUUGCGAAGAAUAUCGCUCGAAAUACGGCGUUAAAAGAAAACAUAUUUAUGAUGGUUAUUUGCAUUGAAUUGCGUAUACCACUCUUCCUCGUUGGAAAACCUGGAAGUUCUAAAUCACUAGCGAAAACUAUUGUUGCUGACGCAAUGCAAGGAAAUAGUGCCAAGACCGAAUUAUUCAGGAACUUAAAACAGGUUCAAAUUGUGUCAUAUCAGUGCAGUCCAUUAUCAACACCAGACGGAAUAGUUGCAACUUUUCGGCAAUGCGCUGAAUUUCAAAAAGACAAAAAUCUUAGAUCAUUUGUCUCAGUUGUUGUUCUAGACGAAGUUGGAUUAGCAGAAGAUAGCCCAAGAAUGCCGCUAAAGACAUUGCAUCCCUUGUUAGAAGAUGGUUGCCAAUCUGACGAAACGCAGGAGUCAUUCAAAAAGGUUGCUUUUAUUGGAAUAUCAAAUUGGGCACUUGAUCCAGCAAAAAUGAACAGAGGUAUAAGUGUUAAACGAGAUGUACCCGGAUUGGAUGAACUGAUCAAGAGUGCCAGAGGCAUUUGCAAAACUAACUUGGACGUUGAAACUCUGAUGGAGCCCUUCAUUGAACCGAUUUCAAAAGCGUACAUACACGUUUUUGAAACUGCUUUAAAAAAGAUGCGCGAAUUUUAUGGACUACGUGACUUUUAUAGUCUUGUAAAAAUGUUAUCCGGAUUCGUGGCCGAAACAAAAAAGACACCGACAUGGCCGGAGAUGCUCCAUGCUAUCAAAAGAAAUUUCGGAGGCCUUGACCUAGUAAACCCAGAGAAAUACUUCAAAAAAGAGCUGUCCAAUGCAAUGGACUUUUCUCCAGAUCGUUUCAAUAAAGGACCCGAUUGCAGCACCAAUGGACUUAUUGAAGCCUGCUUGUUUGAUUCGUCAAGAGAGAGUCGAUAUUUACUGUUGCUAACUGAAAACGACGGAGCUCUGGGAAUAGUACAACAGAUGCUGGCAAGAAGAAGUGAAGCAAGACCUAUAACACUUUUUGGAAGUAGCUUUCCAAGUGAUCAAAAAUAUACACAAGUUUGUCGAAAUAUCAACAAGAUAAAAGUGUGUAUGGAAACAGGAAACACAGUUGUGUUGCUAAAUUUGGAAAAUCUUUAUGAAAGUUUGUAUGAUGCUCUUAAUCAAUAUUAUGUACGCUUCGGAGGUCAAAGAUACGUAGAUCUUGGUUUGGGAACCCACAGAGUAAAGUGUCUAGUUCACAAGAAGUUUCGCUUGAUUGUCGUUGCUGACAAAGAAGUAGUUUACAAGAAGUUUCCGAUUCCGUUAAUUAACCGACUGGAAAAACAUUUUCUCACCGUGAAUACCAUUUUAAACAACGACCAAAUUGAUCUAGCUAAAGACCUCCGACAGUGGGCGAACAGAUUUGCCAACAAAAUAACGAAUAUUACUAGACGAUCAAAUGGACAAGGGACGAAGAUUGGCGAUGUUUUAAUCGGUUUCAACGAUGACACUUGCUCGUCAAUCAUACUGAACAUAAUUGAAACAAAAAAUGAAUCUGAAGACGACUUCUGCAAAUGGAAGAUGAAUAUUCUUGAGGAAGGGAAACGGAUAUUAUUAUGGUCGGCGACGCCAGAAGCUUUGGUCCGUACAAACGAGCUGAGCCGAAAUGAAAGCAAUUUGAUAAUGAAACACUACUUUGAAUUGCAAGCUCACGGCAGCGUUAUCGAAUAUCUCAAGCACAUGAUCGUCGAUAAAGGGUGUCAACAAUUGCUUACACAGAUAACAUGUCAUUCGAAACUUCUACCAUGCAACUACGAUAUAGAGAUAAGAAAUGCUAUUCCAUCCCUCGGUGAUGUCGACAUUCUGUCGUUGGUGUCGUUUGAUACAGAACAACAGUUUAGCAAUCGAAUAAGACAACAUUUUGACCCGUUAGAAACAAAGUCACGUGUGAUAAUAAUACAAUGCGACUCGGGUGAUGCAAAUACGAACCUGAUAGCGUGUGCUCGCUAUUCUGUAAUGGAUGCUUUGGAGAACAAAAAAAGAAAUCUGCAAUCUCCAAUCCAUAUUUUAUUUAUUGUGCAACUUCCAAGAAUAAGUGGUGGGUGCUUCAAUUGGUUUCAGUGUGGACCUUGGCAUUCGGUACACAUAGACGAUCUCUAUCCCGAGGGGCCAUAUUUUCCUCACCUUAGAGACCUGCAAAAUAGAAGUGUCAGUGAGGUAUUUGAACGAGCUUGUGAUGGAACACUAAUAACGUGA
Dreissena polymorpha is the source of this 9223-nucleotide messenger RNA. RefSeq names its product E3 ubiquitin-protein ligase rnf213-alpha-like. The record is from RefSeq and is a predicted model, not a curated record. The coding region runs from base 1214 to 9223 and encodes 2669 amino acids. Gene Ontology annotation, molecular function: ATP hydrolysis activity; ubiquitin-protein transferase activity. Lineage: Eukaryota; Metazoa; Mollusca; Bivalvia; Myida; Dreissenidae. The transcript has 50 exons.